Molecule: messenger RNA, 2640 nt
Organism: Dichotomopilus funicola
Lineage: Eukaryota; Fungi; Ascomycota; Sordariomycetes; Sordariales; Chaetomiaceae
Exons: 2
Coding region: 1-2640 (879 amino acids)
Source: RefSeq, a predicted model, not a curated record
AUGCAGCAACAAGCCGACAUCUGCCGCCGAGACAACGGGUUCGCCUUCGAGUACGCCCCUGAAGGGUCGAAAGCCCGCGAUGAGGCACCUGCUCCAGUCGAGAACGCAGUCGAGAACACCCCUCACGGUGAGGAAAGCCCAGUGUGGUAUUCGGAGGAGGCCACGCCCGACCACAAGCCGACAGCGCUACGAUGGCCGUUCUUUGGCGUGGUAAUUGGGUUGCUCCUUGCGACGAUGGUGUUGGUGAUCGUGGCGGAUACCCUAAUGCCGGACUUGGGCGGUGGUGCUGCGAUGAUGGCUGUUACUCACAAUGAGACACAGCUUACUCGAGCGGUGAACUAUAUCAACACUACGGUUAUCCACCGAACAGUAGAAAGCACGUCUCUGGUGAUUAUAUCUUCUCAGGAGACCUCUUCCACAAGCAUCCCCGCAAGAAGCUCCAGUUGGACCGAUGGCGCCUGGGUCGUCGCAAUCUCAACCUCCGUAUUUCGGUUUACCACCAACAUCACACUGCCCCUGUUUACCAUCACAUUCACUUCGGCGUUCACCUCUACUCGCACGAUCCCGUUUACCAGCACCACUGUCUUCCCGAUCACCGCAACGACCCUCACCACUGUCCCUAGUGCCAGCCUAAGCACAAUCUACUCCGUCCUACCCACCAACAGCACCGGUAAUGGCACCGCAAGCCAGAGCAGCACAGCCGUGUCGACCAUUACUAUCGUCACCCAGGCCGCGACGACCUCGCGAGUCACGUUCACAUCGAGCGUGGCCUCUGCUGUUGUGGGCGUAUUGACGCAAACCUCAACCGGGACGGUAACAAAUACUAGCACCAUCACAGGCAUGGUGAUACCGACCUCGGGGGAAUCCACGGUUACGUAUUACAUCAAGAUUCCUGUGACCACACACACCUCCACCCAGACCCCGAGCCCAACCGCUACCAAUCCCAGCACGGAUACCAACAACUCCACGACUACGGUCUCCUCAACACAGAGGGACGCCUACAUCUUCCUCGGCGCUUUUCUCCCGGCCCUCCUCUGCAUCCCCCCUUUCAUCCUUCUACGAAUCAUCGACCUCAAUGCGAAGCUCUACCAGCCCUUCCAGACCCUAACCGCCAACGCCCCGGCCCUGAUAGCCGGGACAUCAAGCAGUGCACCCCCUUCACAAAUGCUACUGCUGCAGUACACCGGCUUAUACAACUCCUGGCUCCUCCCGGUCGUCACCACCCUCUUCCCAUCCUUUGUGGCCCAAUCCGAAUCGUCCUCGUCAACCGUUGCUUCCUCCGCUACAUGUACACCAGACCGCCAAGCUAUCCCUUUUUUCACAACACUCGCUGUCCUCCUCGCUUCAUUCCUGACGCCCUUAACUACCGAAGCCAUCGGGCUGCGUCUCCAGCUCCUCAGUAACCCUGACGACGACGGGGUAACCCGGACUUUAACAUUGGGAGUGACGCGGCAGGCGGCAUAUGCGUUGGUAGCGGUGUUAGCCGCAUUACUGAUACUAGUCAGUGUGGUUGCGUGGGUGGUGGUAGGUGGUAGGAAGAUCGGCAAGAAGAAGAAGUGGGUGACGGGAGUGUCCGCGGAUCCGUGGUGUAUCGCGGGUAUGGCAGCGUUGUUGGCUCACGGAGGCGGAGAUGCAGUCAGGAGGGUGCUUGGAAGGGUUUCCACCGAACAGGGGAUGAAGAAGGCCGUGAUGGGUGGUGGGAAGGCGAGGUAUGCGCUGAGAUGGUCGCGUGGGGGGUAUGGGGUUGUGUUUGUUGAUGAGGCGUUUCCGAGAGAAGAUGUGGAAGAAACAACCCGAGAGGCGGCAACAUGUGGUGGCUGGAAAUACCAGACGCCAUUUAUGGUGUUGGGGUACCCGUGGAAAGCCUCUGUGAUGGUCUUUCAUUUGGUUAUCCUGGUGUUUAUCGUGUACUACCACGCCGAGGACGGUCGGCUAAGAUCGGUUCUCAACACCAACAACAACUUUGGCAUCCGCUUCAUAGCGGCGCUAGUGGGAGUCAUUCUCGCCUUUUGCUGGCAGGUUUUCUUCCUCAGCGUCAACACCAUGAUCCCCUACCAUCUCCUCGCCCAGCACACGCAACCCGCAUCCUCCUCCAUCCUCCUCACGCGCUGCACCAACCCCUUUUCUGGCUUCCUAUCCGCCCUCCGUCAUAACCAACCUUUCCCCCUCGCAGUCUCCCUCGCAACCAUCGCCUCCGAAUUCCUCCCCGUCCUCCUCCCCAAUACCCUCUUCCCCUUUCCCAUCCCUAUCUCCCCUCCUGCUACCCUCUCUCAAACCGCAACACCACCCCUCGCCCCCAUGGUAUCCGCCAUCCUCGCCGGUAUUUUCCUCACUGGCAUGCUCACCGUGCUAGCGAGCUCCUUUGCGGUGCGGUACCCACCUAUGCCGGUCGAUCCGCGGAGUGUAGCGGGGGCGAUGUGGUAUGUGGCCCGUAGCGGGAUGGUGAAUGGGGAAGGGGGAAGAGGUGGAGAGGGAGGAAUGUUUGAGGGGGUUUCGAGGAUGGGUGGGGGAGAGAGGAGAGAGCGGGUUGGGGGGAUCGGGAGGAGGUAUUUUUAUGGGGUUUUGUUGGAUGGAGAUGGGGGCGGGAGGAGGUUAGGCGUGGAUUGGGACGUUGGUGAGGAGGGCGAUGCGGUUGGUUGA